AACAGUCUAACUAGAAGUAUUGAGCUUUGGUGAUAUAGAACUCUCUAGACCUACAGAAGAGGUAAAACCUCACAGAGAUUAAUUUCUUGCUUUCCUCAAUGCAUUUUAUCCAGGUAAGGAAACAUGGAAAAAAGUGUUGGGCCAGUAUAAACAUGAAAAGGCCUGAGAUUGGUCCAUAGUACAAAUGAGAGAUCAGAGAAAAAAUUACAAUCAUGUCAAUGUUAAUGUUAAGCAUAAAAAAGUUGUUCUAUUACAACAGUAGCUUUGUUUCCUCAGGGAGAACUUUUCCAACAAAGAUAUCUAAUGACACUUGCAUUAAACUGCCGGUGUUGUCCAGUUUUUAUGCUGUUUAGAUGCUGCUGAUCCUUGCGUGGCAUAUGACUGGGUACAGUAUCACUUGUUAAACUGCUGUAUGAAUUAGCCACAAAUGUGUAGGUAGGGACAGAAUGACACUUGUACUUUUUUCAUUACUAUGUCUAAGAAGACUUUGGAAGAAGUCUUUGAUAUUAGUCCCAAUCAUAUGUUGCAUCAUAGUGAAUAUUUAGGAAAAUGACAUUAACAGAAGUAUUGUUUCUGGCUGGCAGAGUUGGAGGCUUCUAAGAAGAACACAUGGUACUGAAUGAGGAAGUUAAAAUUCACUGAAAAUUAAAAUAUAUUUUUAAUAUAUUUCUCUUAUUAUUGCAAUGUAUGGACGUAUAAUGAUGCCUUUUAAAGCAAAAUCUGUAUAUCCUAUUGGGAUCAAUUUAAAAAGUCCAGUUAUGUGUUUCAAACAGUAUUUGUCUUCUGCCCUUAAGGAAUACUCCAACACCAAUCUCAAAGCCAUAUUCACUGUUCUCACACCUCACACCUGGUGGAUGAAUUCCUGUUUGCCCCAGGUAUUUUCAUCCACUGACCUCCUAAGACAAACUUCCUGAGUAUGGUACUGAGUGCUAAAACAGACGAGGCCUAACUUUCAGGUCGAACUUUUGUCCUGACAAGUGUUGUCAAGUUUGCCAAAGCAAAACCUGAGAAAGCAGCUGUGCUGUGCUGCUUGGUGGAAAAUUAUAUGUACGAGGGUCUGCAGACAACAAAGUAGGCCUGCUGUGCAAUGCAUUUCUGCUUUGGCACCUCACUCUUCCAACCUAUUUGGUCUGACAACCUUGACCUGUAAAGAUGUCUUGCCAUGUCAGCUAAAAGGAGAGUGAUGCCUGAAAUGGGGUGCAGUGUAAGCUGCCAACAGAUGAACAUAUUCUCUAAGAUUGUUCUGAGUGUUCGAUUCACCAGGGCUUUUUUUCUUACAACAGUCCAGCUGCCUGGACUGAGUGUGUUGCAAUCAGCUAUUUUAACAGUACACAGUUUCACAAUGAAGUUUCAUUUGGACAUAAAAGAGGAAGCAAGUUCAGCGUGUUGCAGUUCAGUCAGUUAUAAAACCCCCUCAUCUCCUAUGGGACUUUCUAUACUUCUUUGCUACAGAGGGUUAGAAGUAAAACAGAUGUUAUCUUAGAAGUGUAAUUAAAAAGGAAAUAAAAACAGAACAUUGCAUUUUGGUGUAGAACAGACUCACAGGAAGCUUCAAACUAGUUAGAAGACAUCAAUUUUUCUGUACCUGGUCAGCUGCUGUAUCUUUGGAGGAUGCUGUCGGAAGGUUACCUUCAUAGAAUCACCUACCUUUGGGAAGACCUGCAGCCUGCGCUCUACGAGAGUUUGCCUGAUGAAGGGGUGUAUGAAAUGAGGCCCAUUAAUUAUUCUUCCACAGUCGAAGCCCAAGGGAAAAGCCUCCUUCAGAGAUGCAGAUCUGCUGGCAAGCGCAUUUCCUCAGUCUGCUCUAGAGGUAGCAAGCACAGCAGAAGGCAGAAGGAUAAUCUCCCACAACCUGUCCAGCACCCAAUGCCCACAGGACAGCCACCUCCAGCUACUCAUGUCUGUGAGGAGCCAACAAAAAAAGUCACCUACCUGGUUCCACCUUCCUGCAAGAGCAUUUGCAAGAACUACAACGACUUGCAUAUAGCUGGGGACUACGUGGUGCCAAUUAGCUCGGUCACGACGGAUUUUGCUUGUGACAGCGGCAUUGGCCCCUUCUUGGAGUCCUCAGAGAUUCCUCCCGCCAUGGAGUCUGUGAAGGCUCCCCCAGCAAGUGACACCAUCCGCAGGCCGGGCCAGGGCCACUCGUCGUGCUGGCGGCUGGCCAGCCUCGGGCCCCACCAGCAGCCCCUCUCCGACUCCGCCCUGAACGACUACCUGGAGCAGAAGCUGCUGGAGCUGUACAAGCAGUACAUCAUGGACAGCACGGCAAACAGGGCAUCCCCCACCCAGAUCCUGGCCUCGGAGCUAAUCAUGACUAAUGUGGAUCAAAUCAGCAUGCAGAUAUCACGGGAGAGGAACAUGGAGACUGUCAAGGCCAAAGACAUUGUCAUUAGCCGCUUCUUACAAAUAGCCAGUGGGAAAGUUUCCUCAGAAAUGAGCACACCUACUCUGCAUAUUUCCCAGUAUAGUCACAUUAAUGCUUAGUGUUUGAAUGUUAGAAAGUUAUGUUCUUCAAAGUCGGUUUUUAGUUUCAAAUACCUUCUGCUUAAUAAAAAUGGAUUUACCAUCCACCACUUAAAUAAAACCUUUCAGUACAUAUUAAAUAAGUUAAACUAUCUGUACUCCUGUGCUGUGCAGCUCCUAUUGUGGACCAGUAAGUUAUUUUUAAGUUUUUUUAAUGAACCUCAGAUAUUAAAAGAUUUUCACAGAAAAAAAUUACUAAGAGCAUAUAAAACUCUUCCAGGUGCUCUGGUAUUCCCUUUCUCCCCCACAUACUUGAUGUAUCAUUUCAAAUUUCCUCUCUCUGGCAUCUGCCAUCCUACCUCUAGGUCAGUGCUUGUGCAGAUUUACACUCAUGUGAGGACAAGCAAGCACAGUGAUGGAACAGCCACAGAAAUAUAGAAUUUAGGAUGCCAUCCAGUCCACCUCCCUGCCCUUAAGGAAUUUAUUUGAGGACAUCCCUCACAAAAGCUUUUAUAAUUUGUUCUUAAAGAUAUUAAGGAUAGACAGUUAACAGCUCUUUCCAUGCUAACCCUAAUUAUUUAAUUGUUGUCUUCAAGAGUUGCCAUCCCUUUUUGUGAAGCACAAGCUCUGUUUCUAAAUGCACAGCAUCCUCCUGAGUGUGUGUGCAAACCUGUGUGCUUUGCACUGACCUCAACCUUCACAAUGAGCACAGUGACCUGUGAUCACAGACACCACCUUUGGCAGGUGCUCACACACCUGACACUGCGGAGGUGUGGGGACAGCAAUAGUAAUAAAGGGAGCAGAGGAAGGAAAAUUUACCUUUGUUACGAGAACUGCACAUUGAUGAAAAAGGGCUACUCCAAAACCCAUUGGAUUAAUGUGAACAGUGCCCUGGAAUGCAGAAGAAAAACUGAAAUGGAGCACUUGACACCGUCACUGAACACUUCUUUUGUUAGGAUUGUUGUAUCACAGGUCAAGGUCAUUUGAACUUGAUGUAUUUCUAAUAGAAGGUCCUAUUUUGUAAAAUUUCACCAAGUCUUAAAAAAGGAGAAAAAAAACCAAUAACCAGAGAUGCCUCAUGACAAGGGUUUGUACCUACUCUGAGUGUUCGUAAUGUAUAAUAAAUUGACAAUGCCAAUCCAUCAUUGGUUGAAGUUCUGAGUAUCAGAUUAGCAAAAAUACUAAAUUAUACUAAAUAUUCAUAAAAUGAUUUCAUGUUAUUGUUUCCACAGUGUUGUUUUGGCCUUUGUGUGCUUUUCCCCCCCUGAUUUACUUAUUUAUGUAUUUUAUUCAAGGCAAGUUUUUAUGUAUAUUUCAAAAACAAAUGUAAGGUGAUAAACAUGUCAGUUUAUUCUGUUGCUGCUGUUUUUCCAGAGAUUACUGGGAUAGCCCAGCAUAUUUUCCUGCAUGUGCAGUAUUUAAAAAAAAAAAAAGUUGCCAUGAGAACCUGUGAUGCUUAAAUCCAGAGGGUGUACCUCUGUUGCCAUAACAGCCUACGCAAAUACUAUUAUUCAGCAAUUCAAGGCGGAUAAUUUCUGGCAUGCAAUAUUUCUGGACUGUGAUCAAAUGCUAUUUACAAAUAAUUUUUAAAAGGCUAUUUUUAGGAGAAAAUAAUGAUCAUCGUAAUGCAUAGGCACACACAUGCAUUCUGCAUGCAACAUCCAUUACCAACAACCUGGAAAAAUGACUUCCAGAGGAGAGCAAAGGCACAGAAAUGUAAUAGCUUCUAUAACCUGCAGAUACAGAUUCAGGCUUUUCAAAACACGAGGCUUUUGUUCAUGCCUAUUGACAUUCACAUCACUGAGUUUCAGUUGCAAAAGAUGUAGUGGAAAGCAACUUGCAGAGUUGAAUGCGUAAAUCAAUACCCUUGCUGAAAGAUCUGACUCCUUCAUCAGAGGACACAAUCGAUUCUUGCGCUCAGCUCUCCCCACUCCACAGACCUCGUCCUGCGCAAACAAACCAGCAUUUUAUAGUCUCUUACUCAGAAAUCCCAGCCUUCAUCUCCCCCCCAGACACGUGGGCAGCACCUGGGCACCAUGUCCCGUUUCUCAGAAGCGAAGCAGCAAGGAGGGAGGGCAGCUGGAGAGCAGGGACCAAGAGCUCUGCCCAAAGAGGCUGGGAGCCUCCCACAGCUGCUGUCAGGGGCCAGAGCCAGGGACAGUGCUCAGACAACAGCAGUGGAAAGAAGAAAUCUGAAAUGUACAAAAGCAGGCUCAUGCAUAUGAAGGGCAUGUUUGAUAUUUACCAAUCUACUACAAACCAUUCCACUCUCAGACAGCUUUCUUCCAAGCAAAUCACUUACUGCAGUCAUACUGACUUUCAAGGAAAGAUCUUAUUUUGUAUUGUUAGACUGACAUUAAUAAUUUUAUUUUAUUUUGUAAAAAGUCAUAAUCAUUGCAGAAGCUGAUUUAUUCAUCAGACACUUCUUUCCCACAGUUAUUUUCUUUGCCUAAAUCUAAAUGCUCAUUUCACUUUCAGCCCUGUAGUGUGCCUGUUUCUCACAUGAAUUACGUAUCAGCCACAUCCCAUUAUCUGAAGCAGCUCGUGGAUUUCGGGCAGUUCCUACAUAAACAACUACUUCUUCCUUUCCACUAUACUAAGAUGAAAGUACAUUUAUAUCUCUGUCCUUCUUCCAUUUAAACCCAAUCUUGCUGUAGGUGUGCCUGUUUCCUGCAGAAAGCACUCGGAUAGCAAUUAGGCUGCUAUUACCCUGACUCAGGUUGUUAUCUAAAGCGAUUAUCGUUUUCUCUCUCCUCUCUUUCUCCUCCACCUCCUCUUCUGCCUCAGGGUCAAGCAUUUAAAGAGACAGAUCCCAGUUUUUUAGUAGCUCUCUUAAAUAACUAAUUUUUAGUCAGGGACACAUAAUUUCUUGACACGAGCUUGUCAAAAUGCUGAUAGGAACCCUGGUGUCUGGGGAGUGUGUGUUGGAGAGGAGAGUUUGAAUUCUGCCCUCACAAUACAUCCUAACAGUGUGGCUAUUUUAAUAUGACUAAUAUAAAUUAAGAAGGUAAAGAAAAUUGUGAUGAAUAUUUUGGUAACUCCUUGGUUAAAAUUUUGACCAACUGUCAAGAAACUGUUCUCAGAAGGAGAGUUUAUAGCCACCUUCAGCAUACUCCAGCAGCUUCCUUAGGCAUUUUUUGCAGAACAUAUUACUCAUUGCUGACAACAUGAUUAUAGCAACUAUAGGGAUUUUAUUGUUUAUAGAUGUUGUGACUGUGCCUCCAAGUUUCUGAGCCCGUCACUGUGGCAGAUAACAUUACUCGUGGACUCCAGGAAGGCUGGAUGUGUAGUGUGACAAGAAAAACCCUUGGCAGAGGGAGAAAAGAGAGGGAAAAGGAAUUUGUCAAAUUUGUUGGAACCUGUAGGACCUGCCUUUGGUUUCAACCCCUUUGCUGGCUCUGAUUUCUCAUCCGUACCAAGAAACACUGGAGGGAAGAAAAAUGGAUAUAAAGUGAAGACUGGGCUUUGUGCUGAAUGUGAAAGCAAGCAUUUCAUGCUCUGGUUGUUAGGUUCAGAUGAAGGCAAAAAGCCAAGCAUCUAAAACUGAAAUAAAUGCAGUUCUACAGUGCUGACUCCAGCCAGGCAUAUUGCUGGUAUUUCACCUUGGGGAAGCUGGGACCUCCCAGCCCCACCAAGGUUCAACUCAUUCGCCUUCUACUGUCCUUUCAAGGAUUGAAGCAGUGGGGAUUUGUUUAGGACUAUCCCUUUCCUGAGCUUCUUCCUACCACAGGUUUCUCUCUGAGAUAGGACCUGCUGGGAUGUAACCAGCUGCCACUAUACUUGGCUUGGGCAGGAGGGGGUGAAAGGGACUGCAGGUUUUGUUACCUUGAUUAUCAGAAUUGGUGUAAUAGAUCUUGCUGUUAUGGACAGUAUGGGCUGGGAAACAUCCCUUGUUCUCCCAGAUUCAGGAGGGAUAAUAAUCAAUUUAGGGAGAUCACCCACCAUGUUGCAGUGACAUCUCACUGCAUUCUUUAAACCAAUACUGACAUAUGAAAGGACUGCCACACUUUUGGUAACUGGUGAAGUUCCUAAUUUGCCACACACCUCAUUAAAUGCAACCUGCAUGUGUAGGACAGCUGGUGUGUGUCUGCUUGGCACCUCUCUGUUCACAGCAACCCCCUCUCUGACAGACACAUACAAUGACUAUGGACAGUGCUCAGAAGGGACAUGAAUUUCUCCAUCUGCAUUAACUACAGAGAGUGUGAGCAUGACAGCACCUUAAAUCAAUGUAUUGGCAUCCAAACUGACAGGGCUGGUCUCCAGCUGGUGGAGCCAUGCCAGCUAACAUGGACUGAGACCUGCUCACCAAUCUGUGUUGUGCUGGGUAAAACCAUCACUGUCUUUGAAGAGCAUUUGCAGUUUAGAAAUAUGUAGCAGAAUAUGACUAACAUGUAAAGGAACAGAAGUUUAGGUCAAACCGGAAUUAUUCUGUGCACUGCAGCGUUACUGCUGCUUCUGCUGCACUGGGAAGAGCUGGCUUGCUGUCUCUCAGGCAUUUCUGAUGACAGGAUUAUGAUGGCUGUUCAGAACAUUAGGCAGGUUUUCUAAGUGCUGAAGAGAACAAUGUUCCUGAGGGUCAUUCUCAAACCUUCUUCCAUCUCUUUCAGGGCAAAUAGUGAAUAAAAUACCUUGCUUGAAAUGGAAAUCCCCUCUAGGAGUAUUAACAGUGCCUCAUUUUGUUAACACCUGGUUAUUACUGAACUCUGUGCUGCUGUCCUUCACAGUGUGACUUUAGCUUUCCACAAAGCUGUUCACUGAGGGCUCAUGCAUUUCUGCCAUGUCAAAACCUCCAGGACUGCCCCAGCAUUUCCCUCCAUCCUCCUGCCAUGCAACCCUACGUUUGGCGGCUUUGCAAGCUGUGCUCCUGUGCACUCUAACCUCCCCUUGCCCCUAUAAUCUCCCCUCACAGAAGAUGAUCCUGGCUCCCCUAACAACCAGAACAACCAGUCUGAUGGCAGAGACAGAUACUGAACAUCUGGAGGGAACCACUGGAAAAGGGAGAUCGGGCACUGAUGGCCUGAGUUCCUGUGGGAGAAGCUGGGGACUCCUGUAAAGGUGGAGGAAGCCCUUGCAGAGCUGAGUUUGUGAAACAUACUGGGAGAUGGUGGGCAGCUGAGGAAAGAGGUUUCACAAUUUUCCCAGCAAAGACAAGCCUGAGGGAUGGCAGCAUUUCCAGCCACUCCCUGGAUGGAAGGUGUGUCUCUGUACUUAAAACCGAGUAAUCUCCCCAGCUCCACCCAUGGCAUUUUUCAAGCAGAAAGAGUUGUGGGAUCCCACAUAGGGUUUUGUUCCUUCCCUCUGCAGCCACACCUGGGCAGGACACCCCAGGAGCCUCUGGCCACAGCAGGGCCCAUCAGCUCUGCUGGACAGACGUGUUGCAGCCUCCACUCCUGCUCCAGGGGGUGACAGUGGGGACAGGGGGCUGCAGCAGCUGAUGAUGCUGCUGCUCCACAUCUUCCCCCAGACCCCACCCUGGCUGCCUCAGUUCUGCCCUGUUUUCCUCCUUCACUGAACUCUGCUUGCUAAACACAAAGUGGGAUAGGAAACCUUUCUUAAGAACAAGCAAUGGGAAUGGGAAAGACAGGAAUAAUAGUCAGGCCAUGCAGUGGCUUUUUUUUACAAAUUAAUUUUUCUGUAACCAGAGGUAGACUAUAAGAAUAAAAUCAUAAUUGGCAGAGCUGACUUUGGUAUUUUCACUGAUGCAAUUGUCUAAUGUUCAUCUUUACACACAAGCUCCUUUGCCUGAAAAUGGAUCCUGUUUGGAGGGGAGGGAUGGAACAGGAUAGAAAUCAACCAGUAAUAAUUUGAUCAGUACAAUUUCAACACAGGUGACAUAUUCCUAUGCAUUUCUACAUAGAAAAA
This is a messenger RNA of Taeniopygia guttata (zebra finch), 8328 nucleotides long. RefSeq names its product TLR adaptor interacting with endolysosomal SLC15A4 (gene TASL). Lineage: Eukaryota; Metazoa; Chordata; Aves; Passeriformes; Estrildidae. The record is from RefSeq and is a predicted model, not a curated record. Gene Ontology annotation, biological process: regulation of toll-like receptor signaling pathway.